AACAUGGUACUACCAGGAUUCGCUGCCAUUAUGAUAAUUUCCCAGCGAUUAAUCGAUCAACACACGCGUUGCUUCGUGCAUCAGCUCGAGAUUUUUUCACAGCCCGAUCAGACCCUGGUAAAACCCGGACCGCGUCUUCAACAGUAUAUUCCGGAACCAUAGUCAGCACUCGAAAUUGAGUGUCGUGUGCAGACACAGCAUACUCCAGUUGUUGGAUUAUCCCAAUGGCAGACAUCGGGAAAGACACAAGAUCCGACCGACAAGAUCAUGGACAUGCUGCGAAACAAGACCCCGACGGGCCCAAUGAUAGGGACAACAAACUCAUCAAUGACCUUUUCAAUAUAAUUCGGUCGGCCGACGAGAGGCACACACGGACGCUACUACAGAUGAUCCGUCGACAUGCCACUAUCCAGGAGGUUCGCGCAUUUAUGGAUAGCGUGGUCCCCAGGAAUGCGACAGCGGAGACAAAUGGCACUUGGCUGCCCACAGCUCGGGGGACGAAACGCAGGGCGGAUGCUGAGACCGGGCGACUGGAGCAUCGGUCCAAAGUCAUGGACAUCGAUUAUAUGUGUAACAUGGCUUAUUUCAAGGUUCCUGCUAAGCCAUGGACAACUGUGACCGAUGAUGAUAACUUGGUCUCUCACCUGGUGUCAUUGUAUUUUACCUGGGACUACCCAUUUUAUGCCUUUGUCGACCGCGACAUUCUUCUGAGAUACAUGAUUAUAGGAAAUGUGAACUCCGAUCUUUGCAGCCCGUUUCUGGUCAACGCCAUACUUGCCAAUGCAUGCAUGUACGCCGAAGGCUCAGAGAUCAAUAUGACCGCCGAAGAUGUCGAUACGAUGAGCACGAAAUUUCUGGCAGAGGCGGAGCGGCAUUUGGGAGCCCACCAAUUCGACAGAGGCUCCGUUGUGCGCUUGGCUUCGUUACAGGCUGCCUUGCUUUUGUACGAGAGAUACUCCAUGUCCGGAGAAGAUGGUAAUGGUUAUGCAUUGCUCAAUCUUGCUAUUGACCUGGGAGAGGCUUUGGGUAUUAUCAACGGUCCAAAGUUGAACCUCAGCAAGACACACAUGACGGAGGAUAUGAUAUCGUCGAUCAAGCGAACUGCGUGGGGACUGUUUCAAGUGGACACGGUCGUUCACGCAAACUUCCUCCGACCAUGUCGCGUCAACGAAGUCAGCAUCGACCGUAUCGCGCGUGAUGACUCUGACAAAGAUGAACAGUGGGUACCUUAUCCCAUCGAUGGACAGGCACGGCCGUUCUGGAUGAGCGAGUAUUUCGACGAGUCUUGCAGACUGUCAUAUAUUGCGAGAGACAUAUGCCACAUAUAUCACGAAAACGUAGAGCCCGGCAUUGAUGUUGUUGAGCGCAAAGAGCACUUCUACAAGAGCCUAAGACAAUGGGAAAGCGAAUUACCCACGAAGUUUUCUGACACCAAGACCCUGGCACCACAUUUUGUCCUGCUGAAAAUGCGCUACCACGCUCUCACCAUCAUCUUGUCGUUCGAACAUUUCCAGGGGGCUGUCCCCUGCGAUGCUCGCGGAUGGCAACAAUCGCAUGGAAAAUACAGUGGAGUCGUCGAUCCCCACGCGCUCGAGACGGCCCUGUCCUCCGCACGCGAGAUCUCGGCUCUCGUUCGACUGCAUCGGUGCGAAUUCGGGAUCCGUCGCUCCCACCAGUACGUUAUGUACGUCAUUAUGCUAGCGCUCUUCACCAUGCUUGAGCACCAGUCAUUCGACGUACUCGACCGUGAUUUCCUUUCUCUGACCAGCGCAUUCUCGAUGAUCUACCACAACACGCCGGUGGGGAGAAAGCUGUUUCCGGUCUUCCGCCAAUCCGUCACCGUGCGCACCGGUGGGCGACCAACAUUUGAUUUCGUCGAACUCGCCCACCAGGCACAGGGGCUCGCUGUGCUUAGCGCUUUCUCCGAUACGUCUGCCCAGCAAGGGGGUUACCGCAAAGCCCAACGGGAGCUGUAUGCUCGCGACCCCGAUCUCUGUGGUCCGGAAGAUCAUUCGCCGGAUCAGUUACCACCCAUGGAGGAGAUGCUCAGGAUGUACGAGCGUCUCAGUGUGGGAAAGGAAUUGAAUCCGCACACCCCGCCAUCAGAAGCAUUCCGCUUUUCACCGUCGGACAACUCUGGCUCCUCAUCCGCAUGACACCAUGUCCUUGGAGAUUGUUCGUGGGGACUUGGGAGGCACUACAUUCCCACGGCCUCGCUAUAAAUAAAAUCCUAGAAGAGUGGAGCGUGCAGAAUCAGCUACGGGUUAUGGAGAGUCCGUCAGCAAGAGGGUAUCAGAGGAUCGACUUGAACUCAUUGUUGGUCAUAGCCAAUAAUUGCAUGGACCCCAGGAGUAAGUUCGACGAGGAAGACGAAGGAAAACCCAUGCUCUGUUUUUUCAAUUACCCUUGAAACCCCAGGAUGUUGCGUUCGAUCCUUUGUGGGGUAAGUUGUCACACCAACUUCGAGGGAUGAAGAAGAAGUUGGUCAGCCCGUCAAGGUUGUUUCUCUGA
This is a messenger RNA of Aspergillus candidus, 2511 nucleotides long. RefSeq names its product transcription factor domain-containing protein. Gene Ontology annotation, biological process: DNA-templated transcription. Gene Ontology annotation, molecular function: DNA binding; zinc ion binding. The record is from RefSeq and is a predicted model, not a curated record. The transcript is spliced from 5 exons. Bases 225 to 2156 code for a protein of 643 amino acids. NCBI's taxonomy places the organism in Eukaryota, Fungi, Ascomycota, Eurotiomycetes, Eurotiales, Aspergillaceae.